This is a messenger RNA of Aspergillus puulaauensis, 1059 nucleotides long. RefSeq names its product MDR family NADP-dependent oxidoreductase. The record is from RefSeq and is a predicted model, not a curated record. Gene Ontology annotation, molecular function: oxidoreductase activity, acting on the CH-CH group of donors, NAD or NADP as acceptor. The coding region runs from base 1 to 1059 and encodes 352 amino acids. Lineage: Eukaryota; Fungi; Ascomycota; Eurotiomycetes; Eurotiales; Aspergillaceae. The transcript is spliced from 2 exons.
AUGUCCCGUCCCACACAAACAAAAUGCUGGAUCGUCAGCAACAAACCCCAUGGCACGCCCACCAUAUCGGGCCCCGAUCCAACCUUCACUCUAACGACAAAGUCCCUCCCUUCAAGAAUAGGCCCAGACCAAGUCCUAGUCAAAGUCCUACACCUCUCCAACGACCCCGCCCAACGCAGCUGGAUAAACCCGACCUACCCGCAAGAGCGGUUCUACAUUAAACUCAUCGCAGAAGGCGAGGUCAUGGCGUCCCUGGGCGUCGGCGAAGUCGUUGAAUCGACAUCAUCCAAGUUCAAGCCCGGAGAUCGUAUCUCGGGGGUGAUGGGGUGGGCGGAGUACGCGGUGCUCGGGGACCAGGAUCUCAUAGUACAUGUGAAACCGCUGCCGAAUGGGCUGGGCGAGACGCAUUAUCUGGGUGCGUUUGGACUGACUGGGUUGACGGCUUAUUUCGGGUUGGUCAAAACUGCGGCCGUUAAGGAGGGUGAAGGGGUUCUUGUUUCUGGGGCUGCGGGGGCGACGGGGAGUAUGGUUGUGCAGCUUGCGAAGAGGGUGCUGGGCUGUAAGUAUGUUGUUGGGAUUGCAGGGACGGAGGAGAAAUGUCGGUGGGUUGAAUCGUUGGGUGCUGAUAGAUGCGUCAAUUACAAAUCGCCAUCAUUUGUGCAAGACCUCCAGGAGGCGACGAAAGACCGUAUCGAUGUUUACUUUGAUAAUGUCGGCGGAGCAGUCUUGGACGAAGCGCUCGGGGUGCUCAAUGUCCAUGGCCGAGUUGUCGCUUGUGGGUUUAUUGCUGGGUACAAUGGAGAUCAUGGUCCGCCGCUGCGCAACUGGUAUAAUGUCGUCACCAUGAAGCUUCGGAUCGAGGGGUUUGUUGUCUUAGAGUAUUACAAUGAGGCGGACAAGGCGAUCGAGGUUAUAGGGAAGGCCGUUGUUGAAGGGAAAGUGCAGCUGGAGGAAAAGAACGAGACGAUCAUCAAAGGAGGAUUGGAGGAUGUGCCGAAAGUCUGGAUGAGACUAUUCGAAGGAGCCAAUACUGGGAAGCUGGUGACGACUCUUCAAUAG